GACGGAGCAAUUGGGCUGGAGAACAAUAGCGGCGCUGGAAAACAAUGGAGCUGCCGCACCUUGGCGCGUAGGGAUGCGGGAAGGACGCGGGGAAGGGAUCCCAGCCCCGGAGUAGCGCCUGGGCCGGAGCCCCCAUCGCCAGCACCGCGAAGGAUCAGCCGGGACGGGCUCAGCUCCCAUGACAGGAGUGUGGGGGGAUGGAUUACGGAGGUGGAGAGGACCUGGUUCCCUGUGGGAAAGAUAAAUUCAUCUCCAAGAAUGAGCUGCUCCUGCACCUGAAGACCUACAACAUCUACUACGAGGGGCAGAACCUGCAGCUGCGGCACCGGGAGGAGGAAGGGGAGCUCAUCGUGGAGGGGCUGCUGAACAUCUCCUGGGGGCUGCGGCGCCCCAUCCGCCUCCAGAUGCAGGACGACAACCAGCGCAUCCGCCCGCCCCCCUCCUCCUCCUCCUGGCACUCAGGGUGCAACCUGGGAGCCCACGGGUCCGUGCUGAAGCCCAGCACCCUGCCCGACAUCCAGGUGACGGAUGCAGAGGCCACACCCAACACGGAGGCUCCCGGGAAUGGCACAGCCCCCAGGCCGGCGGAGGAUGCCCCGCAGCUGAUGCGGACGCGGAGCGAUGUGGGCGUGAGGCCCCGCGGCAGCGCCCGCACGGCCGGCGAGCAGCGGCGCAUCCGCCGGCACCGCUUCUCCAUCAACGGCCACUUCUACAACCACAAGACCUCCGUGUUCACGCCCGCCUACGGCUCCGUCACCAACGUGCGCAUCAACAGCACCAUGACCACCCCCCAGGUCCUAAAGCUGCUGCUCAACAAAUUCAAGAUCGAGAACUCGGCGGAGGAGUUUGCCCUGUACAUCGUCCACACCAGCGGAGAGAAGCAGAAGCUGCGGGGCAGUGAUUACCCCCUGAUCGCCCGGGUGCUGCAGGGCCCCUGCGAGCAGGUCUCCAAGGUUUUCCUCAUGGAGAAGGACCAGGUGGAGGAGGUCACCUAUGACGUCGCUCAGUACAUCAAGUUUGAGAUGCCCAUCCUCAGGAGCUUCAUCCAGAAGCUGGAGGAGGAGGAGGAUCGCGAAGUGAAGAAGCUGAUGCAAAGGUACACCAUCCUCCGGGUGAUGAUCAAGCAGAGGCUGGAGGAGAUCUCGGAAGGUCCGACUGCGAUGUGAGACCCUUGUGCCUGCAGGAUGUACUGUACCAAAUCCCAAAGCCCCAGCGCUCCCAGAACAUUCCCAGUGUCCUCCUGGAUCGCUCCAGCUCUGAGCCUUCAUCAGCGUAGCGUCCUCGGGAGGUUCCUCCUCGGCGCGCGGGGCUCUUCCCAGCACGGCUCUGGCUGGUGGCAGCUUCAGCCAAAACCUCAGAUCCCUGGAAAACACACAGGGAAAAACAGGGGAGGGGAAAAAGAAAAAAAAAGAAAAGAAAAAAAUUUAAAAAAGAGAGAGGAAAUCCAUGAGCAGCACAACGAGGGCGUUCCAGAGAGGGAAUUUGGGGCUGAGUUUGGGGACGCCCACGCAGAGAAACGCACUGCUCGGUGGCAGGAGAGCACAAAUGAUCAAAUCAUUCCUCUCUCUUUUUUUCUUUUUCUUUUUUUUUUUUUUUGUUUUUUUUCCUCCCCCCCCUUAAGAAAAGCACAUUUCUCUUUGCAAUAAUUCGCAGGUGACGGGAAGGUUUUUGUAAAUCCAAAGGGUUGACUGAGAUUUUUCUCGGUGGGGGAGGUUUAACCCUGGCCCGGUGGAUUUUCCAGCACGGGAGUAAAUCUCGUUUUUCCCUCCACCUUCCCCAAACCUGCACCCGGUCGCAUCAUCCCCCUCCCUCCCCCUUUCUAAUUUGCACUAAUAUUAGGGAUUUUUAAGGAAACCGUGAUGUCAAACCUCUCUGGUAGCUGUAAAUGCCAAAUAGCACUCGCAGGGAUAGUUGGGGGCAUCUCAAGGGAUGCUGGAUGGAAAGGGAGGGAGACAGGAGGAGGAGGAGGAGACAGAAAUAAAGAGGAUUUUAUUUUCCAAAUCCAUCUUCCAGCAGUGCCAGCACAUUAUCCUGGUGAAACCAGACUGGCUCUGUUACCACCAUCACCUGGAAAAAACCUCUUUCCUCCCAGGCUAAACCAGCAAUACCAAUUUUAUACCUCGGCGUGAACUAAAACUCUGACUUUCUCCCUCCCUUUGAGUUUUUGCAAUGUAUCUUUGUAAUUUUUUUUUUUAAAUUUUAAUUUUAAUGGUACCUUUUCCACCUCUAACAAGUGUUCAGGAAAGUGUUGUACAGCGAGAGGAGCCUUUUCUGUGUUUGAAGGAUGAUUGUGGCAUUGCUGCGUGGAUUAACAAGAAAAUAAAAUAUGUAGCAACUUAAUACAGAAUAAAAA
Molecule: messenger RNA, 2353 nt
Organism: Myiozetetes cayanensis
Lineage: Eukaryota; Metazoa; Chordata; Aves; Passeriformes; Tyrannidae
Gene: RASSF2
Product: Ras association domain family member 2
Exons: 11
Coding region: 198-1166 (322 amino acids)
Biological process (GO): regulation of non-canonical NF-kappaB signal transduction; positive regulation of protein kinase activity; positive regulation of JNK cascade
Cellular component (GO): nucleus; cytoplasm
Source: RefSeq, a predicted model, not a curated record